This is a messenger RNA of Puccinia graminis f. sp. tritici CRL 75-36-700-3, 684 nucleotides long. RefSeq lists its product as uncharacterized. NCBI's taxonomy places the organism in Eukaryota, Fungi, Basidiomycota, Pucciniomycetes, Pucciniales, Pucciniaceae. The coding region runs from base 1 to 684 and encodes 227 amino acids. The transcript has 2 exons. The record is from RefSeq and is a predicted model, not a curated record.
AUGUCCGUCAACCGAAUUAGCUCGGAUGCGGAUAGCAUCGGUGCGAUAGCCACCGAGGCGACGGCGACAUUGGCUCGCAACGGCUCAGCCCAGAUAACCAAUCCGGUGACGACCGUAGCGGAAAAAACCGCAGUACCAGCGACAACUCUCGCGACCAAUGCCCCAGACUCCAUGGACUUAGAUCCGUUGGCGCUAAAAACGCCAGUCCAGAGAAUGGAUCCAGCGACCAUAGCUUCGGAAGCAAUGGACGUGGAUCCCGUAGCUUCAACCUCUUCGGUGGAUAUCCAGCUACUCCGCAAGUUGCCGGAGAAGCAGGUGUUAUCCAAGGAAGACAGGAUCAAACACCUGGUGAGAGAACAUAUACACCUUUGGAAGAGGUGCACAGUAGCCCAACAGUCCGGCGCGAUGGAAGAUCUCAAAAUACUUCUCCAUCAAGCGCAGGACAGUCAAAAAGUUCUACAGAAGCUGAUUCCCCGCGAAGAGUUGGAAGAGUUCGUCAAGGGCUGGAACCCUUGGACGAUCAAGAAAGAAUUAUUUCCCACCGCGCCGAAGAACAACGACGGCAAGAAGCGCUCCUCCUCCUCCAAAGGAGCGAAGGAACGUUACAACGACCCAAAACGUUGGAAAAUGGUCAUGAGGGGCUGCAACACCCUCGAGGCAGCCUACCGCCACAUGGCGGAUUAG